Lolium rigidum is the source of this 766-nucleotide messenger RNA. RefSeq names its product 40S ribosomal protein S15-like. The transcript is spliced from 4 exons. Gene Ontology annotation, biological process: translation; ribosomal small subunit assembly. Gene Ontology annotation, molecular function: RNA binding; structural constituent of ribosome. Gene Ontology annotation, cellular component: ribosome; cytosolic small ribosomal subunit. NCBI's taxonomy places the organism in Eukaryota, Viridiplantae, Streptophyta, Magnoliopsida, Poales, Poaceae. The record is from RefSeq and is a predicted model, not a curated record. The coding region runs from base 101 to 562 and encodes 153 amino acids.
CUCCGUCUCUAAACCCUAGCCGCCGCCGUCGCUUCCUCUUCCUCCCGCAAGCAGCGCCGCCCGCCUCCGGCUCGAGCUCCAGCUCUCCCUCCCUUCGACCAUGGCGGAUGCGGAAAUCGACCCCGAGUUGGCGGCCGCUGGCCCCAAGAAGAGGACGUUCCGCAAGUUCAGCUACCGCGGCGUGGACCUCGACGCUCUCCUCGACAUGUCCAGCGAGGACCUCGUCCAGCUCUUCCCUGCGCGCGCCCGCAGAAGGUUCUCGAGGGGUCUGAAGAGGAAGCCGAUGGCUCUCGUCAAGAAGCUGCGCAAGGCGAAAAGCAAUGCCCCUGCUGGUGAGAAGCCUGAGCCUGUGAGGACCCACCUUCGCAACAUGAUCAUCAUGCCAGAGAUGAUAGGAAGCCUUGUUGGGAUUUACAAUGGGAAGAUGUUCAACCAGGUUGAGAUCAAGCCUGAGAUGAUUGGCCACUACCUGGCUGAGUUCUCCCUCUCCUACAAGCCAGUCAAGCACGGGAGGCCCGGUAUUGGUGCCACCCACUCCUCAAGGUUCAUUCCCCUCAAGUGAGAAUUGUCAGGAAUGGCACUCUUUGGGCUCCAGGAUUCAGUGUUAUUAUCUCGUUUAUGUAGUAACUCUUGGUUCUGAGUUUCUAAGUAUACCGUCCCUCUUAAGGAGCAGCAGUGUGUGAACCUUGAACUAAUCUGUUCCAGAUUUUGAAGUUAUCCUAAGCUAUGCUGAAUGUUAUCUGUGUCUCAGUUUAUGUUUGCUUGA